Pelagomonas calceolata is the source of this 660-nucleotide messenger RNA. The record is from the annotation of a GenBank genome assembly. Lineage: Eukaryota; Pelagophyceae; Pelagomonadales; Pelagomonadaceae.
ACUACUCGCGUGCGGCGCCGCGGCCGCGCGACCUCGCCCGUAGCGCGACUCGCCCUCGUCGUCGGAGUCGUCGGAGGCGGAGCCGGCCGCGUCGUCGUCGGAGUCGUCGCCGCGUAUGCGGCCGCGCCCGCCGCCACGGCCGCCGCCCCGUUUCCUAUCGUCGCGCGCGAUGCGGGCCGCGAGCGACGCGUCCUGCUGCGUUUUGCGCGCGCGCGGCGCGGCGCCGAGUCCGGCGCGCGGCCCCGUCGGCCGCGGGGCCUCGGGCGCGGUCGCGGCCUCGUCGUCGUCUUCUGCCGCGUCGAGCCAGGACGCGCAAGCAGCGAAAGCUCUCGGAUUCAGCCGCAACGGCUGGGCCAUUGUGAUCGACGUGCUCGUGCACUGAGCUCCCAAGCUUGCAGCAGUGUACCGUGCGCGCGCGCCGACCAGAGUAGCGUUUUUCACCAGCGCCGCGAGAAAUUUGAUGCGUGGCACAAUGCGUGCGUAACAGCCUUGCCUGGCAACAACUCUGAGACGAGUGCUGCAGGUACAGCCACUGGCACAAGAGCUCCAGCCCUACCGAGCGCCACCUUGCAGCAUCUAUUCGUCGUCGCGCUGACGCGCACAGCUUGAUAUAGCUGCGUGACGCCGCCGCCUGGCACAACCACUGCACAAGCGCAGCAC